AUGGAAUACAUAGAAGUAAUGGAGCUGGAAGCAGAGAGAGUGCAAUUGAUGGAAGAAGUUACAUCGAACAAACGGAGAAUGCAGGAGUUGGAAGAUAACUUGUUAUUUCGUCUAACCAGUACAGAAGGUUCUCUGGUGGAGGAUGAAUCAUUGAUUGAAGUACUUCAGGUCACUAAGAUAACAGCUGAAGAGGUGAGUGAAAAGUUGAGCACUGCUGCACAGACAGAGGUGAAGAUUAACACAGCUCGUGAGGAGUAUCGGCCUGUUGCUUCACGUGGCAGCAAUCUUUAUUUCCUCAUUGUUGAAAUGAGUCUAGUGAAUGUGAUGUAUCAGACAUCACUUCGACAGUUCCUGGGUAUCUUUGAUAUAUCCAUGGAGAGAUCAGCAAAAUCACAGGUCACCUCUAAGCGAAUUGCAAAUAUCAUUGAAUAUCUCACCUAUGAAGUGUUCAGGUAUACAGCUCGGGGUCUGUAUGAGAAUCACAAAUUCCUCUUUACACUGCUCAUGGCACUAAAGAUUGAUCUACAGUCCAAGAAGAUUUCUCAUGAAGAUUUCCAGACUUUGAUAAAAGGUGGUGCCUCUUUAGACCUCAAUUCUGUGGAGCCUAAACCAAAGAAAUGGAUCCUUGACAUGACUUGGUUAAAUUUGGUGCAGCUUUCUCAUUCAUUCCCAUUCACUCAACUAUUAGUGCAGGUAGCAAAAAAUGAUAAAGCUUGGAAGCAGUGGUUUGAUAAUGAAGCUCCAGAAGAGGCUCCUCUCCCUGAUGACUAUGAUAACAUAUUGGACACUUUCCGUAAACUCCUACUGAUUCGUUGUUGGUGCCCAGAUCGUACAAUUGCUCAGGCUCGACAUUACAUUGCAGCCUCACUUGGAACAAAGUAUGCAGAAGGAGUUAUUCUAGAUAUGGAAGCAAUGUGGGUGGAAAGUGAUAAUCGAACACCUAUGGUGUGUUUCCUUUCCAUGGGCUCUGAUCCUACAGAAAGUAUUGAACGUUUGGCCAAGACCAAGAAUGUGCCCUGCCGUGCCAUAUCUAUGGGUCAGGGUCAGGAGAUCCAUGCAAGGCGUUUGCUGACUCAGAGCAUGCAGGAUGGUGGCUGGCUCCUUUUACAGAACUGCCACCUGGGCUUGAACUUCUUGGAUGAGCUUUUAGAUACAGUCACUGCCACAGAAUCUAUGCAUGAUGGAUGCCGAGCCUGGAUCACAACAGAGGUCCAUCCAAAGUUUCCCAUCAACUUAUUACAAUCAUCUAUUAAAUUUACCAACGAACCCCCUCAAGGUGUGAAAGCUGGUCUGAAACGUACUUACAGUAGCAUCACCCAAGAACAACUGGAUAUCAGCAAUAUGUCACAGUGGAAACCUUUGUUAUAUGCUGUGGCAUUCCUCCAUACAACUGUGCAGGAAAGACGCAAGUUUGGCCCACUUGGAUGGAAUAUUCCAUAUGAAUUCAAUCAGGCAGACUUUACUGCCAGUGUUCAAUUUGUGCAGAACCACCUGGAUGAAAUGGAUAUUAAGCGUGGUGUGAACUGGAACUGCAUGCGCUAUAUGCUGGGGGAGGUGCAGUACGGAGGGCGUGUAACAGAUGAUCUUGAUAAGCGACUACUCAAUACAUUUGCAAGUGUGUGGUUUGGGGAAACAAUGUUCACAGAUAAAUUUUGCUUCUACAAAGAUUAUAUCAUUCCACAAGGCAAGACAGUUCAAGAUAUCCUGCAAUACAUUGAGAGUCUUCCGCUUGUUGAUAGUCCUGAGAUUGCUUCAGAGGAUCAUGGUGAUGCUAUUUUAACAAAUUUUCAGCAAGAAACGUUCUUUGUUGAUUUCCUGCGUGAUGCUCCAGAGCCUACAGGAGAUGAGCCGGAUGAUGUGGAAUUAGAAGCUCCUAAAAUGUAUGAACCAAUUCCAUCAUUUGAUCAGUUGGCUGAGCGCCUUCGAAUAUAUAUGGAGCAGUACAAUGAAGCCGUCAGAGGUGCAGUGAUGGAUUUGGUAUUUUUCAAGGACGCCAUGAUACAUUUGAUGAAGAUAUCCCGUAUCAUUCGGACUCCACAAGGAAAUGCCUUGCUCGUGGGAGUUGGUGGAUCCGGAAAACAGAGCCUUACUAGACUGGCUUCAUAUAUUGCAGGAUAUCAAAGCUUUCAGAUUGUACUCACAAGAACCUACAAUACAGGUAAUCUUAUGGAUGAUCUGAAGAUUCUGUAUCGUACAGCUGGACAAAAAGGAAUGGGUGUGGCAUUUAUAUUUACAGAUAAUGAAAUCAAAGAUGAGUCCUUCUUGGAAUACAUGAACAAUGUUCUAGCCUCAGGCGAGGUGUCAAACCUCUUUGCUCGAGAUGAAAUUGAUGAAAUUACCCAAGACUUAAUUCCAGUAAUGAAAAAGGAGUAUCCAAGACGGCCUCCAACUGUUGAAAAUCUCUAUGAUUACUUCCUUUCACGAGUGCGUAGCAAUUUGCACGUGAUUCUUUGUUUUUCUCCAGUUGGAGAGAAGUUUCGUACUCGUGCAUUGAAAUUUCCUGGUCUAAUCUCUGGUUGCACCAUGGACUGGUUUCAGCGUUGGCCCAAAGAUGCCCUCAUUGCAGUUGCGCAACAUUUCUUAGCAUUUUACACAAUAGAAUGCACAGCACAAGUAAAGCAGAGUGUUGUGAAUACUAUGGGAACAUUUCAAGAUACUGUAGCAGAGAAAUCUGUUGAAUACUUUGAACGAUUUAGACGUCAGACCUAUGUGACUCCCAAGUCUUACUUAUCUUUCAUUGGAGGCUACAAAACUAUCUAUGCAGAGAAGUUUGCUUAUGUGGAAAUGCUAUCAAACCGAAUGAAAACAGGAUUGGCAAAGCUAAUGGAAGCUGAGGUGUCAGUGAAUGAGUUGUCCAAAGAACUUGUGAUUAAGGAACAAGACUUGGCAGUCGCUUCGAAAAAAGCAGAUGAAGUUCUUGAGGAAGUGACUUUAAAGGCCCAGGCUGCUGAAACAGUUAAAACACAGGUUCAAAAAGUGAAAGACAAGGCUCAGCUAAUUGUAGAUGAAAUUGCAGCUGACAAAGCAAUAGCUGAAACAAAAUUGGAGGCAGCUAAGCCUGCUUUGGAAGAGGCAGAAGCAGCUUUGCAGACUAUCAAACCUGCCGAUAUUGCCACAGUGCGCAAGUUGGGCAAACCACCUCACUUGAUCAUGCGAAUCAUGGACUGUGUGCUGCUUCUCUUCCAAAGAAAAGUAGAUGCCGUGACUCUUGAUCCAGAUCGACCUUGUGUGAAACCUUCAUGGGGUGAAGCUUCAAAGCUGAUGAACAACGCGUCAUUUCUUAACAUGCUGCUAACAUUUGCAAAGGAUUCUAUCACUGGAGAGGUUAUAGAUUUGCUGCAACCUUACCUAGAUAUGGAUGACUACAAUCUUGAAACUGCUAAGAAGGUGUGUGGCAAUGUUGCAGGUCUGUGCUCGUGGACUAAGGCCAUGGCAAGCUUUUUUGAAAUUAAUAAAGAAGUGCUUCCUCUGAAGGCAAACCUUACUCUGCAAGAGGCCCGAUUAGCUGUUGCAAAAAACGAACUACACAAUGCCCAAGUGCAGCUGGAUGAUAAGCAACGGGAGCUGGAUGAAGUGCAAGCAAUGUAUGAUGCUGCUAUGUCAGAAAAGCAAGCACUACUUGAUGACGCAGAGGCCUGUAGGAAGAAAAUGAACAAUGCCACAGCCCUCAUUGAAGGCCUAGGUGGUGAAAAGGUUCGGUGGACAGAAAGCAGUAAACUUUUCCAGGAUCAGAUUACUUGGUUAGUGGGUGAUGUAUUGCUAGCCACUGGAUUCCUCUCCUAUUCUGGACCUUUUAACCAAGAAUACAGGAACCUUCUCCUUCAAAUGUGGAAAGAGGAGAUGAGCAGCAACAAUAUUCCAUACAGUGAUGACAUCAACCUAAUCAGUAUGUUGGUUGAUAAUGCUACAAUUGGUGAAUGGAACCUUCAGGGACUUCCAAGUGAUGACUUGUCAAUCCAGAAUGGUAUCAUAGUAACCAAAGCAACCAGGUAUCCACUUCUGAUUGACCCACAAGGACAAGGCAAGAUCUGGAUUAAGAAUAAGGAAAAGAACAAUGAGUUGCAGGGCCGCAAGAGAGGAACUGCCAUCCACAGUGCCUUGUGCACAUUGCUCAAGGAUAUGGCUGAGAAAGUGGUGCCUCUUUACAGCAACAUGGACCUGGAGGCCCUGGAAGAUGAACCAUAG
Molecule: messenger RNA, 4185 nt
Organism: Rhincodon typus (whale shark)
Lineage: Eukaryota; Metazoa; Chordata; Chondrichthyes; Orectolobiformes; Rhincodontidae
Product: dynein axonemal heavy chain 5-like
Exons: 18
Coding region: 1-4185 (1394 amino acids)
Biological process (GO): microtubule-based movement
Cellular component (GO): dynein complex
Molecular function (GO): dynein light intermediate chain binding; minus-end-directed microtubule motor activity; dynein intermediate chain binding
Source: RefSeq, a predicted model, not a curated record